UUCGCUAAUAAACAAGUAGAACAGUGAUCUGUGUCAGGAUAUGUUAGUAGCCCAAAUGAAAGUCUGACUGAUUUAGAAAGUUACCGGCUACUGCGAACUAGGUUCGAAGUUCACGUGUAAGUUCACAACUUUGCUGUCAGUAAAGAAUAUCGCGAGACGAGAUUACCAUUCUCCCGCGUCAUAAACUCUAGGAAGAGUGCUGCUUUUCUACAUGUGGAUAAAUGUCAGUAUAAACUUAGUGGAUAAACACGGGAAUUCAGUGUGACAAUGGCGGAGAAUGCGUCAGAUGGUACCGUAAAGUGUCCGGUUUGCGCGGGUGACUUUGAACCGGGCAGAAUUAACGCGCACUUGGAUGAGUGUUUACAGAGCAGUGAUGCUCAACAUGAACCUUCUGGACCUCCAUCCAAAAAAGCCCGCACUAACACCUCUGACACCCGUCCUGCAGCUGCAGUAUUCUCCGUGUUCCAAACCAGAUCUAAAGCCACCGAUCAGAAACAGAAGCCCGAAACAGCGGCCACAUGUAAAGACAGUCCAGAAGCCUCCAGUCCAGGCGUGAGAGUGAUGGGGAAACCGGAGUGUCCAGAUGGACCAGCCGCAUCUGACGCAUCUUCACCAAGAGCGUUAAGGCUGAAUAAUGACAAACCCUUGGCAGAACUCUUGAGACCCAGCACUCUGGAGGAGUAUUUCGGCCAGAAUAAACUGAUCGGAGAGCAGACCCUGCUGAGAUCCCUCCUGCAGACACAGGAGAUCCCCUCUCUGAUACUUUGGGGGCCACCAGGCUGUGGAAAGACCACUUUGGCUCAUAUUAUCGCCAGUUCCAUUAAGAAGAAAGGCACAGGACGUUUCGUGACUCUCUCUGCCACCAGUGCAUCCACCAGUGACGUGCGAGAGGUGAUCAAACAGGCACAGAACGAGCUUCGUCUGUGCAAGAGAAAGACUGUUCUGUUCAUCGAUGAGAUUCAUCGUUUUAACAAAUCCCAGCAGGACACCUUCCUGCCUCACGUGGAGUGCGGGACGAUCACUCUUAUCGGGGCCACCACAGAGAACCCGUCCUUCCAGGUCAACAGCGCGUUACUGAGCCGCUGCAGGGUUCUGGUUCUGGAACGGCUGUCGGUGGAAGCGAUGGGCUUGAUUCUGCGCCGGGCUGUAGACUUUCUGGGACUGCAGGUGUUGAACGAAGAUGUGGUGGAGCGGGACGCUUCGGAGAUCUGCUCAGAAUCUCAGGUGUUCAUCGAGCAGAAAGCGCUGGACACGGUCGCGCACCUGUGUGACGGAGAUGCUCGAGCCGCUCUCAAUGGCUUGCAGCUGGCGGUGCAGGCGUGUGUCGUGCAGGUGCACGUGGCUUCAUCUGAACCCGAUGCCGGCCCGCGGCGAAUAAUAGUGCGCGAGCAACACAUUAAAGAAGGACUUCAGAGAUCACACAUCCUUUAUGAUAAAGCAGGUGAGGAGCACUAUAACUGUAUCUCAGCCCUGCACAAGUCAAUGAGAGGCUCCGAUCCCAACGCUGCCCUCUACUGGCUGGCCAGAAUGCUGGAGGGCGGUGAAGACCCGCUGUAUGUGGCCCGCAGACUCGUCCGCUUCGCCAGUGAGGAUAUCGGUCUGGCAGACCCGGCGGCGCUCACUCAGGCCGUAUCAGCGUUCCAGGCCUGUCACUUCAUCGGCAUGCCCGAAUGUGAGGUCAUCCUAGCGCAGUGUGCUGUUUAUAUGGCCCGGGCGCCCAAGUCUGUGGAGGUGUACAAGGCCUAUAACAACGUCAAGUUCAGUCUGAGGAACCAUCAGGGCCCGUUACCAUCCGUUCCCCUCCACCUACGCAACGCUCCCACCAAACUGAUGAAGAAUCUGGGCUAUGCAAAAGGAUACAAGUACAAUCCGGACUACAAUGGACCGGUGGACCAAGAAUAUCUUCCAGAGGAACUGCGUGGUGUCAACUUUUUUACCUGGACGCCCUCUAAUCUAUGACUGAUUGUGUUUUUAAGUUUGGAGUUUUGCUGUUGCCUUUAUCACUGUUGCCGUAUCUUCUACUUAUUACAGCGGGAUUUCACGCCUUUGGUCCGUAUUGUAAAUGAAUAAAUAUGCAUUUGCUUAUAUUAAACAGAGUUUUAUGUAAAAAUGAUAAAUAUAAAAUGAACACGAAGAUUGCAGCAACUGAUUUCCAUUUUUAUCUCAGGUAAGAAAGAAAUUGAUACAAUGAAACAAUAAGGUGGUCGAUCAAUAAGAGAUUGUUGAACAUUUAUUUUGAAAAUUGAGUUACAAUUUAUAUUUCAGCUCCGUUAGAUGUUUACACAGUUGUACACUUUUAUCUACAAGCAGCCAAUAUUAUGUAUGUUUUAUAUUAGCAUACGCUUUACUAAAACCAAGUCUCGUCUUUAUUUUCUACACUGAAGAUGUUUCACUUACAAAUCAUUUUGUUUCAAGUCAUUGUGAUUCUGACUCGAUUGAUUCUGACUUAAUUUUCACCAGUUUUCACCAGUCAUUAAAGAGUUCACCCAAGAGUGUUCACCCAAAAAUGAAAAUCUGUCAUUAUUUACUAACCAUUAUGUUAUUCCAAACCUUUUUUUUUAAUCUUGAAUAAAAGUAGAUGGAGUCAACAU
Messenger RNA from Labeo rohita (rohu), 2591 nucleotides. It is a transcript of the gene wrnip1, whose product is annotated as WRN helicase interacting protein 1. The record is from RefSeq and is a predicted model, not a curated record. Gene Ontology annotation, molecular function: single-stranded DNA helicase activity; ATP hydrolysis activity; ATP binding. The transcript has 7 exons. NCBI's taxonomy places the organism in Eukaryota, Metazoa, Chordata, Actinopteri, Cypriniformes, Cyprinidae. Gene Ontology annotation, cellular component: nucleus. Bases 268 to 1959 code for a protein of 563 amino acids. Gene Ontology annotation, biological process: regulation of DNA repair; DNA-templated DNA replication.